Linepithema humile (Argentine ant) is the source of this 3596-nucleotide messenger RNA. RefSeq names its product symplekin (gene Sym). NCBI's taxonomy places the organism in Eukaryota, Metazoa, Arthropoda, Insecta, Hymenoptera, Formicidae. Gene Ontology annotation, cellular component: mRNA cleavage and polyadenylation specificity factor complex. The record is from RefSeq and is a predicted model, not a curated record.
UCACUAUUUAAUUGUCGCUAAUUUAUUUAAAUACAAUGGAUCCACGUUUGCAUAGAAGAUCCGAGCCGGAAAAGGGACCGAACGAUUUGAUUGUAGAAUGGUUAAAUGAGGCUUCCAUGAGUCUUACUGAGGAAAUUAAAGUUGCAAACAUAUGUAAAGUACAAGAGAUUUUGUUGAAUAAGGAACCACACUUGUUAGAACCUUAUUUAGAUGAUGUUCUACAAUUUGCGAUCGAUAGAAAUGCUGAAGUCAGAAAGACAGUUACAGGAUUUAUUGAAGAAGCUGGAAUAAAAUAUCCAGAGGUAAUUCCUCGGAUAGUACAAAUACUUCUUAGAUUAGCGUCAGAUGAAGCGUCAGCUGUAGCUAAACGAGCGCUUAGAGCCAGCAGUAGAAUACUAAGAGCUGCUCUCAAAUGGAUUUCCAGUGCUCCUGUUGUUACAUCAGAAAUGGAAUUGGCGUGGACCCAGCUAAGUGCUCUUAAAAUUCAAAUUAUAAAUAUGAUUGACAGCGAUAAUGACGGGAUAAGAACACAAGCUGUAAAAUUUCUGGAGGGUGUAGUCUUAAUACAAACAUAUCCAGAUCCUGACUGUCCAAAAAAAUCUGAUGACUUUUCCUUGGAAGAUAUUCCAUUAACAUUAAAAAUAGCUCGUAGACGAAAAUUAGAAGAAGAAGCGAAUCAUGUCAUGGAUUUGCUUAUUAAAUUUCAUGGAUCACCGCACGUUAGCAGUGUCAAUUUAAUGACAUGUAUGGGAUCUUUAGCAUUAAUUGCCAAAAUGAGACCACAGUUUAUGCCAAAUGUAAUUCAAGCCUUGCAGAGGUUGCAACAUGAUCUGCCACCUACGCUAUCUGAUUCUCAAGUAACUAGCGUACAGAAACAAUUGAAACUCACACUUCUUGGACUAAUGAAACAUCCUGCUAGUAUAGAGUAUGCUUCAACCAUAGCUAAACAGCUGGCACAACUUGGUGCAAAAGAGCAGGAAAUUAUUAAAGCUUACCCAAAACCGGAAGAUGUUCGUCGUAUGAAAAAACGUCAACAGGAGAUGGCAUCUGCUAGUGCUGCAAAACGAGUAAAAAUUGAAGCUUUAAUAUCGGAUGAAGUCGAAGUGACACCGAGCCCUGUUCCUGUGCCCAAAUUGCCAGAAUUAAUUGAACUUUCCGAAAAUUUCAUCGCAGAGAGACUCAGUGUAGAAAUCGCGACAGAUUUAGUGAUGGACAGCAUGGCUUGGGUUCCGGACACUAUGACCACAAUUUUUCAAAGAGAAUAUCAACCGACAGCAACUACCGAUAUUAAUAUACAACGGCAAACAAUUGCUAAACUUUUAGCAGCACAAAUCAAACAGACUAAAGCGAAGAAGAGCAAGAAAGAUGCCAAGGAAGAAGAUGCCGUAAUGGAAGACUUAAUUAAGAAUCCCACUAUUAGCGUAGCUGAGGCGAAGCGUGAGCGUAAACGCGAAAAAGAUCGUGAGAAAGAGAAGGAAGCGAAAGCAUCGUUAGAGGCUCACGAAAAAUCGCUAGCAAAAGCUAGAAAUCGUUUGAAAGCGUUGAAAUUAGUUGAAGUAACAAAACCACUUUCUAAAGAAACCAAGGAACGAAUGUUACUGAUGGCAGUCAAUAGGAUAUUACUUUCGGAAAAGACGGCAGUUCUUGGUGGUGUAGCUGCUGUAAGGUCCAAAAUUCUGACCACACUUGCAGCCACUUUUAAUCCUUAUAUUAAGGAAGCUGUGCUGCGUUAUAUUACUGAUGAUAUGCGAAAUCGAUUAGACUUAGCGCUAGGCUGGUUAUAUGAAGAGUAUGCAUUACUGCAGGGAUUUCAAAGACGAACUACGUUAUGUACAAAACCUCAGGAAGCUCCGCAUCAAGCAUAUAACUUUUUAUUGUGCACUUUGGUCUCAGCUAUUGAUUUGGUUCCAGGAAAAGAUCGCGAUACCUUGUUGUCCAGGUUAUAUCUAGAAGCGCCAUUAAUAACAGAAGAUGCCGUAGAGGCCUUAAAAAUGGUAUCUUCCGACGAAACUAGAGGUCUUGCACCAUUGCAGCUUUUGAAGGAAAUGGUAGUGCGUAGACCGACAAAACAAUUGGUGUUUUUAAAUGUUUUGUUAUGCCAUACGGGACACGAAAACAAUACGAUACGAGAGGCUGCAAUACAAUUAGUCUGUCAGUUGUAUAGCAGGCCGGAAUUAAGCAAACUGAUCGAGGAGUACGCAGUUUUGUAUCUAGGCUUUUUACGCCUUCAUAAUCCACCCGAAAUUGUUUUUGGACAAGAUCGAGGAAGACCACAAAUCGAGAAUCUGUGGACCGAAUCAACUACACGUGCCUGCCUAGGAUUAUAUCUUGCUCUCCUCAGUGAACAUCAAGAUCUCAUUCAUGAAUUAGCGAGAGUAUAUACAUCCAUGGGAGCAGAUGUGAAACGUAUUGUAUUAAGACUGGUAGAAGGACCGGUGAGAUCUUUGGGUAUGGGUAGUCCGCAAUUACUGGCACUUGUUGAGAAUUGUCCGAAAGGAUCUGAGACUUUAGUCACGAGGAUCAUACAUAUUCUUACAGAGAAAUCUGCCCCAAGUGCAGAACUGGUGGCUAGAGUGCGAGAGUUGUAUCAAACGAGAGUCUCCGAUGUCAGAUUCUUAAUACCUGUUCUCAAUGGACUCACAAAAAAAGAAGUGAUUGCUGCACUUCCAAAAUUAAUAAAAUUAAACCCUAUUGUUGUAAAAGAGGUGUUCAACAGAUUACUUGGAACACAUAACAAUGACAGCGGUGUACCUCAUACGUCGCCUAUUACACCUGCAGAAUUGUUAAUAGCUUUACACAAUAUAGAUCCAAGCAAAGCUGAAUUAAAGACUGUUAUCAAAGCAACGUCCCUUUGCUUCGCUGAGAAGCAAGCGUACACGCAAGAAACAGUCGCCGUUGUGAUGCAACAUCUUAUGGAGAUGACACCCUUGCCGACAUUACUGAUGCGCACAGUUAUACAAAGUUUGGCUCUUUACCCCAGACUAAGUGGAUUUGUCAUGAAUAUACUUCAACGUUUAAUUCUAAAACAAGUGUGGAAACAGCCGAAAGUGUGGGAAGGUUUUGUCAAAUGCUGCGAACGCACGCAGCCGCAAAGUUUCGCCGUUAUAUUGCAAUUACCACCGGCACAGUUAGCAGAAGCGCUCCGAAUGGCCAGCAAUUUACGCGCCCCUUUAUUAGCCCAUGUUGAAGCUUUUGCUGAGAAUCAAAAGGCACACAUUCCACAGUCGAUAAUGGAUGUCAUACAGGGUAAAGUGCCCUGUGAUAUACAUGAUGAAUUUGAUAUUGCACCACCUGGUGAUUAUACAAAUGAUCAAAAAUCAGAUACAAUGGAUAUUGAUCUUUCAGAACCAGCUCCUCCUGGUUUAGAAUAGCAUAAAUCAUUCCAGUAUUAGGAUCAGAAGCAUCACCUAUCGGGUAUCCUAAUAUUAACGAAUCCGUAUUAUAAUUGUGCAGUAAAUUUAAAAAAAAAUUUUUUUUUUUUUUGCGUUACAUGUAUUAGUUAUACAAUGCAUUGAUAAUGGUCCUAAUUUAUGUCUCCAUUUGGUAUUAAGUAUAUUUUUCAAGUUCGAGAGUUAUUUAACUUUAAAUGUGUGACU